Tigriopus californicus is the source of this 1463-nucleotide messenger RNA. RefSeq lists its product as uncharacterized. The record is from RefSeq and is a predicted model, not a curated record. The coding region runs from base 908 to 1429 and encodes 173 amino acids. The transcript is spliced from 2 exons. NCBI's taxonomy places the organism in Eukaryota, Metazoa, Arthropoda, Copepoda, Harpacticoida, Harpacticidae.
AGUCCUGAUAUCCAGCCGUCAUUAUCAACGGUUAAUUGACUCUUAAUCUAAUCAUUAGAAUAAUGACUCAAUGCAUAAGCUUAUCAGCCAAGAUCUCACUAACGUGAAAGAGGGAGAUAAAGUAAAAGCGAAUAACCUGACCUAAAGUCUCCCAAUUUUGGUCGGUUCUCUCGCAAUGCAUGGUCAAAAACAGUUGUUGUCCUCCUUCAUUCAUUGGCCAACAACAACCACAACGACGACGACAUCAACAACAACCACUUCUUGACUACUUGUGGGCAGAUGAAAGAUCUUGAUGAGAUUCUCGGAGGAGCCCUUCCCAAUCUCAAAUGUCUGGCCAUCAACAACUUUGUUUCCAUUCAUCUCCUACUCAUUCGCCAGAGGAAGAUUGGGUCGAAGAGGGGCCGGGAUGGAUGACAACAUUUACCCAUUGGGACCAAGGCAGCUCCCCGAGUCUCAAAUCCUUUACUAAGUCGGAUUUGGGAUUCUCUUGAAACAAUGCCAAUGGUUGUUUGAGCAGCUAGCUACCUGCAAAUUCAUUUGGUACAGAUCUACUCACACCGAGAAUCAUGGACACGAUACCUCAGGGAUUAGGCGACAACAUUUCUGGCCAAUGAAUCAAACAACGAGGUGAGAUCCAGACGAGGUAUAAGCUGUCAAUCCCGGAUUGAUUCCCUAAUGCGCUCUUAAUGACCAUCAACACUUUGCUCUGUGACCAACGUCUGCUGUGCUCAUUUCUGAACGGGUCAUUCAAUCUUGGGUUUUCAACGAACGGCGACCGUGAGAUGAUAGUCAAAGUGCUUCCAGCCAAAUCUAACUCUACCAAAAAGAAACUCCUUCCGGGCAAAAGUUCAUCCAGGCCAAAGGAGCUCAUUCAGAAGCCAUCCAGUUCAUCAUCUUCGACAUCAUCAUGCGAUUUGUGAGUGUUAUCAUCUCAAUCUUGUGCCUCGCCCAUCCCUCAGAAUUGUGCACAUCCGCCCGAGGGAAACUGCCCACCAACGACAAUGAAGUCCAUGAGGUCUUUCCCACUUUGUACCAAUUUGACAUGAAAUCCAAGCUAUUGAACGCCUCCAAGGACGAAAUGUGUCCCCGAUCCAAGAAGAUGAAAUCUUGUCAAUUGGUCAAUGUGCAAUUUCAAGCUCUCAAAUCCAUGAAGCUCAAAGUUCCCUUACGGAGAGAUGAUCCCAAUGCAUUUCUGGUGCUCAAGAAGGUCUCUGAGGAAGGGUUGAAUAUGGCGCUUAUCAAUCCCAACCAACCUUUAACCGCGACCAUUUCUUACAAGGUUGGGACCGAAUUGGCGUCAUUUGUACUCAAGCAAAGCAAGCUCUAUGGGAGCAUCCGAAUUUCUCCGUCGGGUCACAAGCUCUUUAUUGAACCCUGUCCAGAUCCUUAUUUGUGUCAUAUAGUUGUUGAGAAAGUAAAGCGAGUGUAAAGGAAAAGUUAAUAAAGUUCCGUGAUCCACUUGA